ACUAAGACUAGUUAAGGAAUGCCUUUCGACAGAUGAAGAUCAGCAGGCUGCAGCACUGAAAUACGAAAGCAAUGAAAUCACAAGAAGACAAAGAGGAAAAAAAUCUGCUCCAGUCUGCCCAGGUCAAUGCAUACAGAGUAGCCUAGCCUGCAUACAGCGUAUGGCCACAGACGCAAGAAAUUUAUAAUAUGUAAUCCAUAUCAGCAAAAUGGAUAUAAAGUACAGCUGAUUCUGUUCAAGAUGGUACAUUACGAAUUAGCCCGUAAUAUUUUAUAGUUGUUGCCGUACAGAAUUAAAGUCCAAACAGCUGUUACUGAGCUGCGUCCUAAAACCAAAAGAUACAGGGUUUGAUUCCUCCUACCUCUUUCAGCCUGCUGUGUGACUCUAAUCAAGUCACUGAAACAGACAAUGCUCCCGGGCAGAGACUGAAACCAUGGGGGUCCGUCUUCACAGUUUAACAAAUAUAUAAACUGCAGCACUAGAAAAUGUUUAAGGAAAAAAUAAAGAGAAAAUAUUCCCUACGAAUCUGUAUUCUGUUUGUCGUUCUGCUCAUCAGUGUCGAAAUCUGUGUACAAUACAAACCUUACUGGUCACUGAAACGACUGAAGUACAUUAAUCAAAUCGUUGACUGGUCACGUAAAGUAAGUAGUAAUACCCUAGUGGAUGCGGAAAUUAAUGUGGGGCUGCAAAAACAGAAUACGGUGCACAGACAGCAAGACCCCGUAAGAAUGGGGUCACGCGGAGACCCUUGGCUACAUCCCACCCCGGGUAUUGGGGUUAUCGUCCCACCAACUAGCGCGAGCUCGGUGACCUCUCAGCAGCAUUUACAAGGACGGCGGGAGAGGCAACAAGAACCUCGACGCCACAAAAAGGCUUUACGGUGGCAUAUAGACUUACAGCCCUGGGCCAGCAGUGAUCAUUCAUUUGAACAAGAGGCCCUGAGGUUCCUAGAUUAUAUUACAACACCUCAGAUUGGUUGUGAGAACAAGAAUCAUAGAGGCUUGCUUGCUACAUCAGAGGCUUCACUAAAGUCGUGGGCCAUCUGCCUGGAUGACAGGUUCAGCCUAACUCAUCGUAUCAAGGCCAGACAAUGUCGGGUAUAUUCUCUGGGACUGGGUAGCGAUGACAGUGGAUUUGAAGGGAGCCUAGUAGAAAAAGGAUGUGAAAUUCAUCACUUUGAUCCCAGUAUUAAACAAUCCCACAUUCAAGAGAGAAAAAACCUUUGGCACCAUCGCCUUUCAGUUGACUGGAGGGAUCCAAAUCCAGCAAUUGCUGCCAGGGAUCUGCAGGGCAACAGGAAGAAACUUGGAACCAUAAUGAGGGAAUUUGGGCACAGAAAGAUUGACAUCCUGAAAGCUGAUGUGGAAAGUGCUGAAUGGAAGAUAAUGGAAAACAUGAUCCUGGAGAACGUUAUAGAAAACAUUGGACAAUUAAUCAUUGAAGUGCACCUUCACUGGCCUGGCUUUGAGGUCAGUGGUGAUGACAGCAGUGUAGUUCGAUACUGGUACAGCCUCCUCAGGGAACUUGAAAUGAAGGAAUUCAGGCUUUUCUGCACUUAUAAAGAUUUAACAAAGCCACAGAUUUUCCUGCAGAAACACAUUUUUAAUGCCAGCAGUUCGUAUACUCUUAGUUGGGUAAACACUCGGUGGAAACAUUGACGCCUGCUAAGACAAAGAGUUGUGUGACAAAUAAGUAAUGUCAGUCUGAUUCAGUCAGAAUGCUGUGGUUGUGAGGAAGUGGUAUUUCUGCCUAAAAUACGUAGGCACCCUGUAAAUUUGUGGGCUUAUUUGCAGAGUGAAUCCAUAAAUUAAAGAAUGCAAAUCUAUUAACAGAGACUUGCCUAAAGCUGCAUUUCACUGUUCCUUAAAUUGUGAGUCUGUAAGCAAACCAGACAGAUAUGGGCACAAGGUUUUCAGAAUUCAAGUGUCUGGCUUUAUACACAGCAGGCAUUGUCAUUGGUGUUCAUUUUGGAUCAUGUCAAAAAAUUCCAUUUCAUAGCCUUCAGAUUUGUGUGAUCAGGUUAGGCUAAUCUCAGUUCCUGCUGCUUUAAGUAAUGUAACUUUGAAUGAUGAAUGGUUUAACUAAGAUUUCAUACAAAAAUGAGAUGUAAUUUGUCAAAUUAGCUAAAGUA
Messenger RNA from Protopterus annectens (West African lungfish), 2131 nucleotides. RefSeq names its product methyltransferase like 24 (gene METTL24). The transcript has 5 exons. The record is from RefSeq and is a predicted model, not a curated record. The coding region runs from base 486 to 1658 and encodes 390 amino acids. Lineage: Eukaryota; Metazoa; Chordata; Ceratodontiformes; Protopteridae.